AUGGCUGCUUCUCAUUCUCAUUCCCACUUCCCCAGUGACUCAGGCCAGCAUCGACCUCCUACUCGUCAAUCUGCAUCAAAAGUUUGUCGAGUUUGUAGUGACCAGAUUGGACAUGGGGAAAAUGGGAAGCUGUUUGUGGCUUGUCACGUGUGUAGUUUUCCCGUUUGUCAACCUUGCUAUGAGUUUGAGAGGAGUGAAGGAAACCAGUGCUGCCCUCAGUGCAACACCCGCUAUAAGCGCCACAAAGGUUGUCCUAGAGUUGCUGGUGAUGAUGAUGAGGAGCAUUCUGAUGCAGAUGAUUUUCAUGAUGAUCCAGAUGAGAAUCAUGAUGCCAAUCAUUUGGAAAAUAAAGACUACAAGGAACAGCAGUGGCAUCCGAAAGUUCAAGCUUUAUCUUCAGGGGGAAGUGUGACUGGUAAGGAAUUUGAAGGGGAGAAGGAAUUUUUCAUUAAUGGAGAAUGGGAAGAAAGAUUAGAGCAAUGGAAAACCAGGCAAGAAAAGAGAGGUCUUCUAAACAAAGAGGAAGGCAAAGAUGACCAAGGAGAAGAUGAUUACCUUUUGGCUGAAGCUAGGCAACCGUUGUGGCGUAAGGUUCCAAUAUCUUCAAGUCUAAUCAAUCCAUAUCGCAUAGUCAUAAUCAUGAGGCUCUUUAUCCUCGUUUUCUUCCUCCGAUUCCGUGUCUUAACUCCAGCAUAUGAUGCAUAUCCACUGUGGCUUGCCUCUGUGAUAUGUGAAGUAUGGUUUGCACUGUCAUGGAUACUUGACCAGUUCCCCAAAUGGUUCCCCAUAACUCGUGAAACUUACUUGGAUCGCUUGUCCAUGAGGUUUGAGCGUGAAGGGGAGCCAAACCUUCUAGCCCCAGUUGAUGUCUAUGUGAGUACUGUGGACCCUUUGAAAGAGCCUCCCAUUAUAACAGCAAACACUGUUCUUUCAAUCCUGGCUGUUGAUUACCCGGUUGACAAGGUUUGCUGCUAUGUAUCUGAUGAUGGUGCAUCUAUGCUCCUUUUUGAUGCACUUUCAGAAACUUCUGAGUUUGCACGAAGAUGGGUUCCUUUUUGCAAGAAGUAUAGCAUAGAGCCAAGGGCACCUGAGUUCUAUUUCUCUCAGAAGAUUGAUUACUUGAAAGAUAAGGUGCAUCCUACAUUUGUGAAGGAACGAAGAGCCAUGAAGAGAGAAUAUGAAGAAUUUAAAGUAAAAAUUAACUCCUUAGUGGCAAAAGCUCAGAAGAAACCAGAGGAUGGGUGGGUGAUGCAGGAUGGGACCCCUUGGCCUGGGAACAAUACUCGUGAUCAUCCAGGAAUGAUUCAGGUAUAUUUAGGAAGUGGUGGUGCACUGGACGUAGAAGGCAAGGAACUGCCACAGCUGGUGUAUAUUUCACGUGAAAAGCGUCCAGGCUAUAGCCACCACAAGAAAGCUGGUGCUAUGAAUGCUUUGGUUCGAGUUUCAGCUGUGCUUUCAAAUGCACCUUUCAUGCUGAAUCUGGAUUGUGACCAUUACAUCAACAAUAGCAAGGCUAUAAGAGAGGCUAUGUGCUUUUUAAUGGACCCCCAGAUAGGAAAGAAGCUCUGUUAUGUCCAAUUUCCACAAAGAUUCGAUGGUAUCGAUCGGCAUGAUCGAUAUGCUAAUCGCAAUAUUGUAUUCUUUGAUAUAAAUAUGAAAGCCCUUGACGGGAUUCAGGGUCCAGUUUAUGUUGGAACUGGAUGUGUGUUCAAUAGGCAGGCACUAUAUGGAUAUGAUCCACCAGUGUCAGAGAAAAGACCAAAGAUGACUUGUGACUGCUGGCCUUCAUGGUGUUGUUGUUGUUGUGGUGGUUCGAGGAAAUCCAAGUCAAAGAAGAAAUCUGGAGGAGGAGGGGGUCUAUUUAGUAGAUUAUACACCAAGAAGAAGAAAAUGAUGGGGAAGAACUAUGUUAGGAAAGGGUCUGAAUCCAUGUUUGAUCUUCAAGAGAUUGAAGAAGGGCUUGAAGGCUAUGAUGAGCUAGAGAAAUCAUCCCUGAUGUCCCAAAAGAAGUUUGAGAAGAGAUUUGGGCAGUCACCAGUUUUCAUCGAGUCGACUUUGAUGGAAAAUGGUGGAGUUCCUGAAGGCACCAAUACUCAAUCACGAAUUAAGGAAGCUAUUCAUGUUAUAAGUUGUGGCUAUGAAGAGAAGACUGAAUGGGGAAAAGAGAUUGGAUGGAUAUAUGGGUCAGUGACAGAAGAUAUAUUAACAGGGUUUAAGAUGCAUUGUAGAGGGUGGAAAUCAGUAUACUGCAUGCCAAAAAGAGCAGCUUUCAAAGGAUCUGCCCCAAUAAAUCUAUCAGAUAGGUUACACCAAGUUCUGAGAUGGGCCCUUGGUUCUGUUGAAAUUUUCCUUAGUCGCCAUUGUCCAUUGUGGUAUGGCUAUGGAGGAAAACUGAAAUGGCUGGAGAGGUUGGCUUAUACUAAUACCAUUGUUUAUCCAUUCACUUCCAUCCCUCUACUUGCAUACUGCACAAUUCCAGCAGUUUGUCUUCUCACUGGAAAAUUCAUCAUCCCAACUUUGGGCAACCUUGCUAGUGUAUGGUUCAUGGGUCUAUUCAUCUCCAUCAUUUUAACCGGUGUGCUUGAGCUGAGGUGGAGUGGUGUGAGCCUUGAAGACUGGUGGCGCAAUGAGCAAUUUUGGGUGAUCGGAGGAGUAUCUGCUCAUCUUUUUGCUGUAUUCCAAGGUCUCCUCAAGGUUCUUGGAGGAGUGGACACCAAUUUCACAGUGACAGCGAAAGCAGCAGAUGAUAGUGAAUUUGGAGAGCUUUACCUGUUGAAGUGGACAACACUUCUGAUCCCACCAACCACUCUUAUAAUGAUGAACAUGGUGGGAAUUGUGGCUGGAGUCUCUGAGGCCAUUAACAAUGGGUAUGGUUCAUGGGGUCCUUUGUUUGGGAAGUUAUUCUUUGCCUUCUGGGUUAUUGUCCAUCUCUAUCCUUUCCUCAAAGGUCUCAUGGGAAGGCAAAACAGGACUCCUACUAUUGUUGUCCUUUGGUCAAUUCUUCUGGCAUCAAUUUUCUCUUUGAUUUGGGUUAGGAUUGAUCCUUUCUUGCCAAAACAAACUGGUCCUAUUCUCAAACAAUGUGGAGUGGAAUGCUAAGGUAGUGGAGUUGCACUUGCGUGUACUACUACAAUGGAUAUUUUUUAAGGCACCACUUCUCAUAUUCACCAUGCUCAAUGUUUAGGUAGUAGAUUAAGAGUACUUGAUUCACAGCAGCGAACACAUAAGAAUGUAAGAAA
Molecule: messenger RNA, 3239 nt
Organism: Vigna unguiculata (cowpea)
Lineage: Eukaryota; Viridiplantae; Streptophyta; Magnoliopsida; Fabales; Fabaceae
Product: cellulose synthase A catalytic subunit 4 [UDP-forming]-like
Biological process (GO): cellulose biosynthetic process
Cellular component (GO): membrane
Molecular function (GO): cellulose synthase (UDP-forming) activity
Source: RefSeq, a predicted model, not a curated record